Messenger RNA from Aspergillus tubingensis, 1512 nucleotides. RefSeq names its product MDR family MFS transporter. The record is from RefSeq and is a predicted model, not a curated record. Gene Ontology annotation, molecular function: transmembrane transporter activity. Gene Ontology annotation, biological process: transmembrane transport. Lineage: Eukaryota; Fungi; Ascomycota; Eurotiomycetes; Eurotiales; Aspergillaceae. The transcript has a single exon. Bases 1 to 1512 code for a protein of 503 amino acids.
AUGCCUACCAUCGUGCACGACCUCGACUCCAGCUCCGCUUAUGUAUGGAUCGCAAACGCGUACUUCCUCACUAGCACUGCUUUUCAGCCGCUCUAUGGCCAGUCGGCGAAUAUAUUCGGCCGGCGCAGUCUGAUUAUUCUCUCUGUUGUUCUCUUCGCCAUCGGAUCUGCUGUCUCUGGCUCUGCCAGGUCUACGAAUGUCCUGAUCGUCGGACGUACGAUCCAGGGCGUAGGAGGCGGAGGUAUCAACGUGCUCGUUGAUAUCAUAGUGUCGGAUCUGGUGCCUCUGCGUGAGCGGCCGAAGUAUAUGGGGGUCAUAUUCAGCGUGUUUGCGGUGGCGUUGAGUCUUGGUCCUGUGAUCGGUGGGAUCAUGACGCAGCGGGUGACCUGGCGGUGGAUAUUUUAUAUAAAUUUGCCGAUCUCGGGAGCUGCGCUGGUGCUUCUGAUGAUGUUUCUGAGGACGGAGUAUAAGAAGGAUUCGAUACGGGAUAUGUUGAAGCGGGUGGAUUUUGCUGGGAAUACGCUUCUCGUUGCCUCGGUGCUCGCGGUUCUGUUGGCUUUGACGUGGGGUGGGACGGAGCAUCCCUGGUCGUCCUGGAGGACUAUCCUGCCGCUUGUGCUGGGGAGUCUGGGCCUGGUUGGGUUUAUGGUGUUUCAGGCGUCAGGGAAGGGAGUGGAAGAACCGACGAUGCCGAUUCGGUUGUUUGCGAAUCGGAGGUCGCUGGCAACAUUUGGGCUGACGUUUUUGCAUGCCAUCCUCACGUACUGGAUGACAUACUUUCUUCCGGUGUAUUUUCAGGCGGUUUUGGAGGCGUCGCCUACGGCCUCUGGGGUGGAUUUCCUUCCUAGUGCUGUUGCGGCGAUCCCGUUUGCGAUUCUUGCCGGGGCGGGGCUGUCUAUAUUGGGCCGGUAUCGCCCGUUUCAAUUUAUUGGGGUCAUCUUGCUGACUAUUUCUUUUGGGUUGUUGACAAGGCUGAACGCGAUGACUUCGACGGGGUAUUGGGUUGGGGUACAGAUUCUCGCGGCAGCUGGGAGCGGAGUGCUUCUUACAACCACGUUGCCGGCCAUUCAGGCCCCGUUGCCUGAGGCGGAUGUAGCUGUUGCAACAGCUACCUGGGCGUUUUUGCGCAGUUUUGGGGGAGUUUGGGGUGUGGCGAUACCGUCGGCUGUAUUCAAUUCCAGAGUGAAUGCUUUGGUGGAUCGCGUAAAGAGUUCUGUACUGCGGGAAGAGUUGAGAAAUGGUGGGGCAUAUGCACUGGCGUCGAAGACAUUCAUGCAGUCUUUGGAUUCAACGCCUGGUGUUAAGGCGCAGGUCUUGGGGGUUUAUGUUGACAGUUUGAGGUUGGUGUGGCAGGUAGGAAUCGCGUUCGGGUUAUUGGCGUUUGUGGUAGCUUUCAUUGUCAAGGAGGUGCCGAUGCGGGAACAGCUUGAGACAAAGUUUGGCCUGACUGGUAGGGAAGAUGAUGGCUGCAGCAGUGGGGCACCUACUGAGAGCGCCGAGAAACAUGUAUGA